Messenger RNA from Naegleria fowleri, 780 nucleotides. RefSeq lists its product as uncharacterized. The transcript has a single exon. NCBI's taxonomy places the organism in Eukaryota, Heterolobosea, Eutetramitea, Acrasida, Naegleriidae. Bases 1 to 780 code for a protein of 259 amino acids. The record is from RefSeq and is a predicted model, not a curated record.
AUGCCUGUUGAAGCUGGAUGGUUUUAUGACAAUUACUAUGAGAAAAAAGCUGUGCCUACCAACAAAGUCUCGGAAGAAAAGGAUCAUCAUGAACAAUAUCCUUUAAUCAAUGAAAAAGAGCUGAUUGAGCGAGAAGAACGAAGAAGGCGAUACACAAAGGGAAAAUAUGAAAUUUUAAAAGCCGACGCAGAGGUAGCUCUGAAACUUCAGGAAGAUUUACUCUUUCAAUUUUACGAGGAAGACAUGAGGAUGAAUUAUAUUCAAUCUCGAAGAGAAGAAAUUAGAGCAAAAUUAAAAGAGAAACAAGCUCAAAGAGAACAAUUAGAGCGAUCAUUAACGAUUGAUAUUCCGAAUCACGCACAAAGAGAAAAGCUGAACAAACUCAAAGACAGAGAACAUUUAACUAAGUCAUUGAAUGUAUUUUCAAAUCCAGAGAGCACCGAAUUCAAUCCUGGAGCCUCAAAACGUAGUACUAUGAACCCUAAUUAUGAUGAAGCCUAUUACUCGUAUAUUGAAAAUAAUAAGGAGCACUUAUUAGCUAAACAUCUUCAUCGAGAUAGAGAUCGGCAAUUUCAUGCUUUGCAAAAAUCAAUUAGAACAACAUUAGAAGAAGAUAUUGGAACUCCUUUCAUCAAGAAUAAGAAACGACAGGAACAACUUCGUCAAAAAAUUCAAGACAUGAAGGACAAACAAAAGCAUGGCAUUAUUGCACCUAACCAUGAAGUGGAAGAAGCUUUACAAUUAAUGGAUAGAUUUGAAGCAGGAUAUCAUUCUGACUAA